Messenger RNA from Monodelphis domestica (gray short-tailed opossum), 7748 nucleotides. The record is from RefSeq and is a predicted model, not a curated record. NCBI's taxonomy places the organism in Eukaryota, Metazoa, Chordata, Mammalia, Didelphimorphia, Didelphidae.
UUUUAGCUCUCUAUAGGUUUUGGAUUUCCAACUGUCAAAGCUCUGAAAAGUCAUAGCUUCUAUCAAUAUUUCAACCUGGAUAUGAGGCUUAACCACUCUGACUGCUGUUGUGGAGAAGCUGUCAGCCAGCUAGCAAGCAUUCAUUGAUGACCUAGUGGGUGUGUGGAUAUCAGUUGUGGAGUAGCAUCAGAUACCCACAAGGACAAGGACUUUUCUGACCCCCCACUAGCACCCCCCUAGGCUAACUAGAGGCCUUAAAGCUUACUGCAGGAGAACCUAGCAAGGAUCCUUUAAAAAAAGAAAACGCUGUAGCCGACUUCGUCAAAUUCAAAGCAUCCUGACACAAAGCAGCAAGUCUCAGCCCGAUGGAAUUCUCUGCAUUUUAGGAAUUGACAGCAGAUACAACGAAGGCUGCAGGGAGCUGGCAAAUUACCUUCUGUUUGGUUUGUACAGCCACAGUGCCAGUGACGCCGAGAGGCCAGGGUUUACUGAAGAAGUCCUCGAUGAUGUAAUUAUCCUGAUCAAACCUGACAGUGUUCAUCUGUACUGCAAUCCUGUGAAUUACCGUUAUCUCUUGCCCUAUGUAGCACACUGGAGAAACUUACAUUUUCAUUGCAUGACUGAAAAUGAGUACGAAAAUGAAGAAGCUGCUGAGGAAUUUAAAAUCGCAAGUUUUGUGGACAUGGUUCGAGACUGUAGUCGAAUCGGCAUUCCCUACAGCUCUCAAGGGCACCUGCAGAUAUUCGAUAUGUUUGUGGUGGAGAAGUGGCCGAUUGUUCAGGCUUUUGCCCUUGAAGGCAUCGGUGGGGAUGGAUUUUUUACCAUGAAAUAUCAGCUGCAGGAUGUAAGUGCGGAUUUGUGGAAAGCAUACAGCCGGAUGGAUCCUGUGUCACUGGAGACUUUGCUAUCCCAGGACUUAAGGACUUUUGAACACCAGUGGACCAGCUUCUUUGCUAAUUUUGACACAGAAAUCCCCUUCCUACUGGAACUUUCAGAAUUCCAGGCUGGUGAGCCUUUCAGAAGUUACUUCAGUCACGGAAUGCUCUCCAGCCACAUUACUGACAAUAGCCCAAGCAGGCAGCCGUUUGUCCUUUUUGGUUGUCACUCAACUCGAGAAAACAUCAACGCCAGCAACUUCAACUUUCCUUCCGAAGGGCACCUGGUGCGGAACACGGGCCUGGGAGGGAGCACCGCCAAGCACAUGGUUGUACAGUGUGUCUCUCCAAAAGGACCUCUCGCUUGUUCAAGAACCUAUUUUUUCGGAACUUCUCACGUCCCUUAUCUGGGAAGCGGCAGUGAAUUACCCAAGAAAAACAUACAAGUUAGGCAAUUGUCCCAGAUAUAUGCUGCUGUUGUUGAGGCUGUUCUGGCUGGCAUUGCAUGGUAUGCUAAAACUUCCAAUAUAACCAAGUCUAAGGAAGCAGCAGAGCUGACAUUUUGGAAUCUACUAGAAUCAUUUCAGAUGAAGAAGCUGAAGUCUGCUCUACGCCACAAGCUAGCUUUUCGUAUCCAUGCUGUGAACAACCAGGGAAGAAUUGUGCCUCUGGACAGUGCAGACAGCUUAUACUCUGUUAAAACGGCCUCCAUGAGUGUAUAUGACAUCCCUGACUUGAGCGGAGGAAAAGAAUGCUUGGGGUCUAUAGUCUUCUCAGAAUCAUUUUUGACAUCUCAGAUCCUUAUUAAAGAAAAUGAUGGCAGUAUUACCGCAGAAACCAGCUACGAGAUUCUGACUGCACCCAUCGCUAGAUUCUGCUCUUGGCUGGUAGAAGAUAAUGAAGUGAAAUUGUCUGAGAAAGCCCAGCAAAUGGUGAAGGAGGAUGAGUCUUUCUUGGGCCUCCUCCUGACAGGAGGAGAGAAAGCACAUAUUUAUUCCAGCAAUGCACAGGCCUGGCCAGAGGAAGGAAAAGUUUACUUCUUUUCAGAUGGCCUUUUGUUUUCCCAUCAUCAUUAUGGAAGUAUCACCAUCCCUAAGAAUCACAUGAAUUCCAUAUACUUCUAUGAUGGGGACUCCACCAGUGUUGUUGCUGCCUUGUUGAUAGACUUCAAAAGUUCCUUGCAUCCUUAUCUUCCAGUUGAAUUCUACACAUCAAGCAAUUUUCUGAUGAUUGCCUUUUUCCCCAAAUCCAAGAUGUACCAAGCAUUCUACGCAGAGGUCUUCUCUCCCUGGCAACACUCAGCUAACUCAGAACUGGUUUUAAAAGUGAUCCAGGAAGACGGAUUAUCUAAAGAACAAAAAAAAUUAUACUCCAAUGUGCAAAAACUCUUUAAUGCUCAGUCCUAUCCUGUUGGGGAAAGAGAGAGUCAGCUAAAACUCUUGAGUUCUCGUCUCCCAGAUCUGGACUGGUUUCUCCAGCAUUUUGCCAUCUGCAGUAUCAGCCAGGAGCCAAUAAUGAGGUCCCAUUUUCCUGAUCUCCUGCAGCAAGGUGAAAUCAGGCCUGCUCAGAAAGUGGAAAAUGAAAAGGUGAUCAUCAGUAUUGUCUCGGGGCUGCCAGGCUGUCAUGCCAGUGACCUCUGUGCUUUCCUGGUCACUCUGCACAGGGAGUAUGGAAGGUGGAUGGUGUAUAGGCAAACCAUGGACACCUCUGAAUGUUUCAGUACUGCCCACUUCCAAAAGUACCUAACCAGUGCCCUGGAGGCCCAGCAGAACCGCCGGCCCAGACAAUCGGCAUAUACCCGGAAAAAGACCAGAUUAUUGGUGGUGUUACAGGGCUACACAGAUGUUAUUGAUGUUGUCCAGGCACUCCAGACUCACCCUGAUUCAGAUGUGAGGUCAGCUUAUGAAAUUGGCACAGUCACUACAUGUGUGGAGCCCCUGAGCUGCUACAUGGAGCACAGAUUUCUCUUUCCUAAAUUUCUUGAUCAGUGUUCACAAGGUCUGGUAAACAAUGUGGUAUUCACUAGCCACACUGCAGAUCAAAGACAUCCCCUCCUUGUACAGCUACAGAGUCUUAUCCGAGCAGCAAAUUCAACUGCAGCUUUCAUUCUUGCCGAAAAUGGGAUAGUGACCAGGAAUGAAGACAUUGAGCUGAUUCUUUCAGAAAAUAGUUUUUCAACUCCUCAGAUGUUGAGAGAUCGAUAUUUAAUGUUUCCAGGCUGGUAUGAAGGUAAAUUUCGUGCAGGAUCUGUCUUCCCCCCAAUGGUUCAGAUCUGUGUCUGGUUUGGUCGCCCCUUGGAGAAGACUUGCUUCAUGGCCAAAUGCAAAGCAAUUAAGUCCUUGAUUAAGCAAAGCCCGUUCUCUGGAAAUAUCUACCACAUCCUGGGCAAAGUGAAGUUUUCAGACUCAGAGAAAAUGAUGGAAGUUUGUCACAACACACUAACUAAUUCCUUAAGCAUUGUGCCGGUUCUAGAGGGGCCUACCCCCCCUCCAGAUUCCCGUGGAGCUCCCCGAGAUAGCAGCGGGCAGCAGGAGAGUUACCUCGUAUUCAUUGGCUGCUCUCUGAAAGAGGAGAGUGUAAAGGACUGGCUUCGACAAACUGCAAAGCAGAAACCUCAGAGGAAAGCCUUGAAAACUAGGGGGAUGCUGACACUGCAAGAGAUCAAGAACAUUCAUGUGAAACGCCACUUGGAUCCUCUGCCUGCAGGUUACUUUUAUAAUGGAACCCAAUUUGUCAACUUCUUUGGCGAUAAAACUGAUUAUCACCCAUUAAUGGACCAGUUUAUGAAUGAUUAUGUAGAAGAAGCAAACCGGGAGAUUGAGAAGUACAACCGAGAGCUGGAGCAACAGGAAUACCCAGACCUAUUUGAGCAGAAGCCCCCAAGCUAGCCCAGGCGGGCUCUCUGUGCCCAGGGAAGAGUCUUGGGCACAAGUACUGGCAGCAUGGCUGCCACCUCAACACGUUGUCCCUGCUCUCACAAUGUCAGAGACGCUCAUGAAUUUUCUGGCCCUCUGCUUUCUUGAACAUGCCCAAGGCCACAUUUCCUGGCAGGAAGCUGCUUCUUCUGUCUGAUGUGUGCUUGUUUGUGCUGUCUCAUUUGCAUGUGGUCCUGAUGCAAGAUACAAUUGUCACCUGGACCUUCAUUCCCUUUUCCAAGGACAGAGGAGAAUGAGGGCCUAGACAUAACCCAUAAAGCAGGUAAAGCUCAGGAGUGCUCUGAACCUGCCCUGUCCCCCAAGUGCCGUCUGCAGUCCAGUCCUGUCUUGGCCUAAAAAUAUGAGCCUGCAAAGGAGGCUUGUGCUGUUUCUUGUCUUGUGGGUAUAGGGGAAGCACUCUUCGAGGGUAAGGGAGUAUCAGAAUUGCUUGAAGGGUUUUCCCAAGCUACCUCCACACCUUUCACUUCUCUGGCAUUACCCAAGUCUUACGUUAGAGUCUGGAGGAAGCAUGGAACCUCAGACCUCCGUCCCUUAUCUUAUGGAGUCUUUUUGAAGCAGCUGGUAAGAGUGAAAAGGAGAGAAGGGAGGACUUGUUGGCUCUGGUGUAGGACCCAACCAAGGGUCUGAUGUAGACCCCAGCCAUGGCCAAUGCCAAGGCUCUCUAGAGCCCUACGAGAGACAGUGCCUGAGGUGAGCAGUGUCUUCAUAGAGACUGAAAGCCUUGUUUGGGAGGCUCCUGGACAGUCACUUGUGAUGUGAGGGGAAAUGGCUGGUUUCCUUUCCCUUCCAGACUGCAGGAAAAAAGCCCUAAUGAGGCAGAUCAUGUCUCCCUGAGCGACUAGCCUGGGUUUCCUUUGCUCUAUAGACCACUGCAGCACUGUUCCUUCUCCUCAAUUUAGGGAGAGAUGAGGGAAGACAUCGAUGGCCUUGGCUAAUCAGUACUCUUUUGGUUUGGAGCUGAGCUGUUGCUUAAGUUUAGGUUUCCAAACAAGGAAAUUGGGGUGGGAGGUGUCUUGUCACUUUUCCAGUUGCUUGUAGGACUUCCCCACAUAGAUUCUAAUUCUUCUUCCUUGCUCUCCCCCCCCCCCUUCUGUGGAGCCCUAGGUCAACUCCACUAGGGCAGAGGGAGGUCAGGUUUUUGCUAACGUGACUUCCUCCCAGUCCUGGCCACUUACAUGUGAUGCAAUAAGAUUUAAUUGUGGAAAAUUUACUCCCAAGUCCCCAAGCCUUCUUGCUGUCCCUGGCUCUGGCUCCCAAGGGAGAGGAAAUUUCAGUCUUUCAGCGAACACAUUCAAAAUAUCUUUGGUCUCUUUGGCCAGAGGAAACAAGCCAAGUGUUUGGGGUUCUACGAUUCCUUCUAUUGGUUUUGGUUUCAGUAGGACAUUAAAGCAAAUGUGACUGAUUAUUAUUCAGAACACACUUGGCCCCUUAGAGAAGCCUAGAUGGGGGGAGCACAGGCUCCAGAUUCUAGGCCACCUUUUCCUUAAGAACGUUGGUUGUGUCAUGUUGCGGCUUAGCCCUUCAGCUUCCUGUGUUUAGAAUUUCGUCUUGUGCAUGCCUUAGGACUUAGUCAAAUGUGUGAUUUCUUUACAAAGCACAUAGGUGACACCAUUAGUGGGCUUCACCUACCCGGGGAGAUUUUUAAGAGGGAGAAAAUUCUCGCCCCUGGUAGAAAGCUCCAUGAUGGAUGCCAUGAAUUCUCCAUGCAUGCGUGCAUGUGGGUCUUCACUGCACUUGGUGCCUGCUAAGGUUAGGGUAGCAAAACUGUUUUCAGGGCCUUGCCCAGGUUUGGAAGCCAGUCAAAGGUGGUGUUUUGGAGAAGAUGAUGAUCUGUGUUUUAAACUGAGAUGGAUGAAAACCCAGAUUCUAUUCAGUAAGAAACCUCUUAUUGAAAAAGGCAUCCCAAGGUGGAAAUGCCUGAGCAUUUCAUCUCCAAGACAAAAUUUGGCUGGCCCUUUCUCAUCCCUGCCAUGAGAAGGGACUGAGGUAAUGCCAAAGCCAUAUGGAUCCUGAGUUGCCUAGGCAACCAAAUGCCUGGUGCAGAGAAGUAGUGACAAUGGGCCCUGGCCUAGCACAUUGUUACUGCUUGGGGAUCAAUAACUGUGUAGACUUUUAAGUGCAAUUGACUAAAUAAUAGACGAAGAUACUGUAGCUUCUUUUUGUUCUGCCGAACUCUUUUUAAAAACUCAAAAUUGUGCAGCCUUUAGGGGUGGGAAUGGGGAGGGGGGACCAGGGGGCCAAUUCAUUCCACUAUUGCUCUGAAGUUUUCCAUGAAACUCUCUUGGAGGUUGGGGGAAGCCCCAGCACUCUGGGAUCUGAGAUUCCCGCUGCACAAAGAACCCAUUUUUAAGGAGAGCGUCGGCUUCCAGGCCUUGCCAUCCAUAGCAUAGACCCUCCCGCUGCUGUACUGCUUCCUGCGCCGCAGUGUUCUUGGUGACUGACUGUAUGAUACCCGUUGAAAAAGCCUUUUCACCAACCUGUGUUACUGUUCCAAUUUCCUCUCCUGCAUUGGGAUCAAAGACUAUGUGAUUACCUCAGCUCUGAAUAUGAAACUGUGAUUCUGAAAAUGUUCAUUUUGAAACGUUCUGAAGCCCAAAUGGCGAAGCUGUGAUGAGGGGUGACCGCUUGGAGCUGGGCGGGCCACAGGGCAAAGCUCUCCACCCCCAUACUAUUAUUCACUCCCUUUCCCCUCAUAUUUGAGUCCGAAAGGGAGAAGCAGGGUUGGUGAAAGGACUUUAAACUCUAACAUACACCAUGGUAACCUAGUUGAAGAGUCUUAGCACAUCUGGCUAAACUGUAUAAACUCUUUGAGGACUAAUGCCUGUAAGUGGUGAUCCUGGAGCUCAGUGCCCAGGCCAGGCCUAACUGGCCCUGGUCUGGCCUCUGCUAGAUGAACUCUUAAUAAGGCCCCUAAAAGUCAGCCACCUCUUUUGGGUUGGGAUAGUGUUUCUCCCAUGGUCUGCUUUGAGAAAAAUGGUAGCAUCAGCCAUCCCAGGCCGGAGGACCCUUAGCUACUGGACAGCCUCAGAGCAGCCGCGUCCCAAAAAGAAGUGCCAUUACACUGUGUCUUAUCGUUUUACUGUAGGGAAAAAAAAUGGAGGGACAGGAACUGAACCCAUGAAUUUGAAGCUCUGGUUACCAGGGUGCAGGAACGAGUCCUCAAGGGGUUUACCUGCUUUUUGCUGACCUUGUUAGCAGCUUAGGUUUUGUAUCACCUGGAGUGAGUGGGAUUUAGAAUUUCUGAAGUUAUAGUUGGUUUUGGUUGGGGGGUGGGGGGGCGGGGAGGGAAUCCAAUCACCUUAUUAAGGGACCUUCUGUAGGGCCCUGAGCCAGGAUCUGGGCUGCAGCUGUGAAGCCCCACAGGCAAGACCCUGACCCAGGGGAUGCCCAAGGAAAAUUUCCCUCCAAAUUCUAUUGGGGAUUUUGGAGAAUUUGCACAGUGGUAACCUCUGGGAUGCCCUUUGGGCUUCUAUAAUAGGCAAAGUUGUAACUAGGAUAGAAGCUUGUAAACUGUGAGUGUCCAGCUGCCUCGUGGGGUUAAUUGUCGACAGAUUUUGUAAAGGUGAGUCUCCCAAAUUGGGUUUGACACAGGCUCUUCAGAAUUGUCCCAAAUUGUCAAAUGUAACCCUCGAGCUCAUGGACAAUGUGCCAAAAGCCACUUUUAUACUAGCUUUUGAUGCUUUAAUAUUUGCAACUUAAGUUAAAAAUUUGUUUUUACAAACACUACUGUAACUUCAGUGAGACUGAAUGGUGUGGUUGAAGCUUUCUGGCUUAUUAUUGUAUUUAUUACACUCAAUUCAGUGGGUCUAUAAAAUUAGCUUCCACUUAUUUUUAUAUUAUUUGACAUAUUUGUACCUGCGGUUUGUGUCUGUGACUUUUACAUUUGUAAUUCAGACUUGACACUAAGAACCAAUAAACUCUCACCUCAAAGUAAAAA